AUGGCGCAGCAACCCAAUGCUGACCUUAUCACUAAGAUAACCACCUCCGCCGCUGAAACUUUCACCGACGCCUACUACACUGCGCUCCAGGCAGCGCGACGCACGUUAUCUAGCUACUACGUCGCCAAAGAGACAUUUCCAGAUGACCAAGUGGUGCCAAGCAUAACUUGGAACGGCAACGUGUUCAACGAUGCAAACGACUACCAGAGGAUGUGGGAGGAGCAAAUGCCCUCAUACUCCUACUUCGAAGUGCAGUGUCUCGAUUGCCAGGUAUUAAACCCGAAUCCGCCGCAAAGCAAAGAGGAGAAGGCGGCCGCAUCUCAGGUAGAUGCGAGUGAGAGCAGGCCUGCUGGCGUUACUGCGAAAAAGGGGAAGAAGGACGAGGAGCACAUCAUCACCAGUAUGUUAGUGACGGUCAACGGCUUCGUCAGGCUUGAGGAGAGGAGUGAAGGCCCUCAGCGUGGUUUCAGCGAGGUGUUUAUACUUGUGCCAAACAUGGACGUCACCAAAGCAAAUGAAGGAAAGAGAUGGUUGAUUCAGACUCAGAACUUCAGGUAUGUGGUUUGAUAAGCUGAAACCAAACCAACAAGAAAUCAGAAAAUUGGGAUAUUUGGAAAGAGCAUGGUGCAUUGGUUAGAGGUUGGGGCAUUUUUGCGCUGAGAUUCUUCUUGAGCGUAUGAGUGUACUACAUUGCUCUCCAUCUGGGACAGAACCCUAGGAAACGGGCUGGCCAACUUCACGCACGAUCUCUGCUUAGGAC
Aplosporella prunicola CBS 121167 is the source of this 760-nucleotide messenger RNA. RefSeq lists its product as uncharacterized. Gene Ontology annotation, biological process: protein import into nucleus. The coding region runs from base 1 to 567 and encodes 188 amino acids. The record is from RefSeq and is a predicted model, not a curated record. Gene Ontology annotation, cellular component: nuclear pore central transport channel. NCBI's taxonomy places the organism in Eukaryota, Fungi, Ascomycota, Dothideomycetes, Botryosphaeriales, Aplosporellaceae. The transcript has 2 exons.